Messenger RNA from Chlorella variabilis, 186 nucleotides. RefSeq lists its product as hypothetical. The transcript is spliced from 2 exons. Gene Ontology annotation, cellular component: cyclin-dependent protein kinase holoenzyme complex; nucleus; cytoplasm. Gene Ontology annotation, biological process: mitotic cell cycle phase transition; regulation of cyclin-dependent protein serine/threonine kinase activity. Gene Ontology annotation, molecular function: cyclin-dependent protein serine/threonine kinase regulator activity. The record is from RefSeq and is a predicted model, not a curated record. NCBI's taxonomy places the organism in Eukaryota, Viridiplantae, Chlorophyta, Trebouxiophyceae, Chlorellales, Chlorellaceae. The annotation marks the transcript as partial.
AUGCGCAGAACAGCAGCCAGUUGGCUGGUGGAGGUGACGUGCGAAUUUCGCUUGCACAAUGAAACGCUCUGGCUGGCCAUUUCGCUGCUAGACCGCUUCCUGUCUGCCUCCAAGGGCGUGCCUCGGACGCAGUUGCAGCUGGUUGGGGUGGCGUGCAUGCUCAUCGCCGCAAAGCAUGAGGAGGUG